AUGUUGACAUUCAUAUUGAUUUGUGCAAGUCUAGUACUAGCUUUCACGUAUUUAAAAGGCAAAUAUAACGAAUACUAUUGGAAGAAACGCGGAGUCGCCUUCUUUGAUAAACAUAGAACUGGAGGACCUUUGUGGCAAUUUGCUGUUGAAGACCGAUCAUUUUUCCAAAUCCUAAGUGAUAUUUACUGGAGCUAUGAAAAUGACCCAGCCGUGGGACUCGGAUCACUCUUCACCCAUGGAUUGUACGUCAAAGACCCGACUAAUAUCCAACACAUAACGCAAGUUGACUUCCACUCCUUCAAUCACAGGGGCAUUGCAUUUACUGAAGAUGAUAAACUAGCGAACAAUGUUUUGUUACUCCACGGACCAAAAUGGAAGAUAAUAAGGCAGAAGCUCACUCCAAUCUUCACGACAGCAAAACUCAGGAAUAUGUUCUACAUCAUUGAUAAAAGUGCUCAAGAUUUUGUGGAAUAUCUAAAGCUUAACCCAGAGAAAUUGAACGCGGAUGCUUUCGAAAGCAUGAGCCAUUUCUGCUCAGCUGCUAUUUCGGCCGCUGUUUUUGGUAUCGGAACCAAAUCGACUUUCGACUCACCAUUCCGUGAAAUGGCUAGAGAAGUUCUAGCCCCCACAUUCACAACCAACUUAAAGUUUACGAUAAGUGGUGCAAGUGAAUUUAUUUUCAAAAGUUUGAAACUAAAAUUGUUUAAGACGACGCAAGAGGACUUUUUUAUUGGAGCUAUUAAACAAGUACUUAGGCAACGCGAACAAAAUAACGUUCCACGACACGACUUUGUAGAAAUGUGUGUUAAUUUACAAAAGAGUGGCAUGAUGGAAGAUAGUGAGACUGGUUUAAAAUUGGAGCCUACAGACGAACUGUUGGCCGCACAAGCUUUCUUCUUCUUCCUAGCCGGUAUCGAUCCUACUGCAGCAGGUAUGUUCGCAGCUUUCAUGGAACUAGGAAGACAUCCUGAAAUAUUGAAAAGAUUACACAAAGACGUCGACGAGGUUUUUGAGAAAUACAACGGCAAACUUAGUUAUGACGCAGUGAAUGACAUGAAGUAUUUGAGAAAUGUUUUGAACGAAACUCUUCGGAUGUAUCCUCCGAUUGGUUUUUUGACAAGGCAGUGUAUUCAGGACACUGUUUUACCUGUAGGAGAUGUGCCUGUUGAGAAAGGUGUGAAAAUAUUUACACCUAUUUACGAACUGCAUCAUGAUCCCAAAUAUUUUCCGGAGCCAGAAAAGUUUGAUCCUGAUCGUUUUGACAGAGCGGGGGAGGUUAGUGACCUGACUUAUAUGCCAUUUGGGAAAGGUGGUAGGUAUUGUAUUGGGGCUAGAUAUGCCCGAAUUCAACUGUUAACAGGGAUGGUGCAUUUGCUUAGAAAUUAUACCGUACAAACACAUGUGAAGAAAGGAGGUAUUCAAUUCAAUAAGGAACAAUUUCAAGUAAGGUUGAAAAAUGUUAACAUUGAAUUUAUUCCAAGAAAGCUGUGA
Helicoverpa zea (corn earworm) is the source of this 1491-nucleotide messenger RNA. RefSeq names its product cytochrome P450 6B5-like. The record is from RefSeq and is a predicted model, not a curated record. The coding region runs from base 1 to 1491 and encodes 496 amino acids. Gene Ontology annotation, molecular function: oxidoreductase activity, acting on paired donors, with incorporation or reduction of molecular oxygen; heme binding; iron ion binding. Lineage: Eukaryota; Metazoa; Arthropoda; Insecta; Lepidoptera; Noctuidae. The transcript has a single exon.